AUGUGUGUGUGUUGUGUAUGAUACUGAGUGUUGCGUGUGGGACAUCCAGGGUGAUCCAAAGUGCGAACAGCAGUUAGUUGGGAGGCAUGAAUCUGUUCAGCUCAAAUGGAAUCGGGAGCUGGGGUGGUCGCAGUGGGACACAUGGAUGCUUGUCAACGAGUUCCGGGUCAGCAGGGAUGUCUCUCGCUGACGUGGUCGUGUCAGAGGCAGCGGUACCAAAUUCUGCAGAAGGGCUGACAACGACAAGAGCCAGUGUGGGGGGAGGGUUACCCAGGACGCUUGCCGUAGCGGCCACUAGGCUUGCCACGUGGACAGCUAGAGACUCUCCCUCCAGCCUCAGGCAUCAUCCUGACCAUUUUUAUGAUGGUGGGACUGCUAGAAACGUCAGUGGUAAUUUUCCUCCCUUCGAUAGCUCAACCCCUCUGUCAGAGGGUAACUACAAAUCGACUUGGCCGAGUCGUCGGAGGGGAUGGCAGUCGGUUUCAGCGAAUGACUCUGUGAAGGGAAGCUCGGGGGAUCGUUCCGACGCAUCGGAAGGAGUAGCUGAGAGAGAGAGGAGGGAGAGGAGGAGGAUGCACAUGAGUUUCGAGGUAGGCGUGGGAGAGGAGGGCAACAACGUACGACUCAGUGCAGAGCGGUAUCCCGUUGAGGGGACGGGAUCUGCUGCUGAGUCUGAUGUGGAAGUGUCUAGACAGCACGAGAGAAGAGCGCACAGCAGUGCACUAGGAGUAGGAGGAGAGGAAGGUAUCGGGAACGGGGAGGGGAUUUCUCAACCCUCCUCAGCUCAGCAAUAUCAUGUCAUUGAAGGAAAUCGAUCAGCAGAAGCUGACGUGGCAGUUUCUCAACCGUCAGAGGAAAGAGUGGACAACUGCGUGGAAACGGAGAGGAAGGGUGAAGAACUGGAUGGGAAGGAAGGUAGUAGUUAUAAACUCGCGUCUCAUGAGGUUCGACCUUUUGUCGUUGAUGAGGUUUUUCGCGAAGUAGCUGAUGUGGCCGUUUCUCAGCCGCAUCAACAGGUCGAAGCUCUGAAGCAGCCGCCUAUCGACGUGGCCGGCUGGACGUUGCACUCUGAUGACCUGCAGAGACGGACAGCGGAGGCUCCAAACACGAUGGGUUUGCAAGACGAUUCGAACCCUCGUCUGUUUACUCGGGUCGGCUGUCUUGUCAAAUCGACGAAGGAUGGCAAUAGCCAUUGCAAGGGCCAAGAACCUGGUCAGGAUGCAGCGGAGGUGCAGAGGGGGUGCUCCUGUCCUGCUAAUCCCUUAAGGAUUGACCUGAUUGGUGGGAAAGUAUUACCCACACAGUUCAGGGAUCAUCCGGACGGCCUUUCGGCCCGUUCACACGUGGCUUCCACUGGCUGGCGCUCGGCCGCACAGGCCGGCCCUCGGAGAAGGUUCUUCGUUCAACACCGGGUAGACGGGACCACAAGUUCUCACGACAGCCCCAGUCAAGCUAUGCUUCAAGGAUUAACUCUCCCACAAAAGUCGUUCACCCCCCCACCAAUUCUUCGGAAUGAGGCCAUCAGAAGGGCGGCACGGAAAUAUGGUCCCGCGUUGGAGGGCAAGAUGCCAGUGCAAGAGCCUAUGCUGAGGAGUUCCGGGCAGUCGGAGGACUUGAAGAGACGCCCGCUUUUUGUGGAAAGAGUAUUCAAACACAUGACAGAUGUGUCGACCACUCCACGAACCAUGGACUCAGCUGAAAAGGUUGGAACAACUUACAGCCUGAGGAUGGGAAAAUCCGGUAGAUCGAGCGGGCUUCAAGCAUCAAGAAGGAUGAUCUCCUCUGACGAGUUUCGAAAACAGGUGGACAAGAUAAUGUCUGACUUGCCUGGUUUUGAGGGUGUUCUGAGAGAGCGAGGAGGAGGACCUGCUAGUGUGGUCAGAGCAGAGCGCUGGUGGAGCAAUUCAAGCAGUCGGCAUUGGAGUGGUGACGACUCUGAAGAAACUGUGAGCGUUAAGUCUGAGUGGAAAGGUUAUCAUGCUGGCCAGAGCGACGAUCCGUCGGCAACUGAAACAAGUACCCCUGCUAGAAGGGACUGGGUGAAGAUGCGAGAACUAAUGGGCCGUGUUGUGGAUUUGGAGUGCAGGAUGCGAGGCCGGGAGGGUGAACCACGUUGGCAGAGGGAUACCAACGCAAUGGUGGUGGUCGGGGGGGACACAGAGGUUCUGCGGGGUGAUGGGAACACAGGGGCAGGUGCGAAAGGCAAGAACUUCAAGGAGAAAGGUGGUCUUAGCGAGGAGAAAAGAGGGGACUACGAGCCAGGUUGUGGACAGGGUGUGAGGGUAGGGCCCCAGUGGUAUGACUACUUGAACAAGCAACAGAUGCUGGGAGAGUUGGUUUACAGAGUGACAAAUUUGGAGGAUAAGCUUGCAAGAAGGAAAGGGAGUGGUGGGGCCAAGUGGGGGGAGGAGUCUGAUGCUGACAAACUUGAGGAUCCUGAGAGGGGGUGCAGUGGUACUGCUGCUAAGGCCAACAGCAAUGUUUCGCUGAAAUGGAUGAAAGAGCGACUGAGGAUUCUGGAGAGCAGAGUCAACAAAGUUUUGGAGGGUGAAGAAAGACAGGGACGAUGUAAUGAGCCGGUGUCUGGCAAGGCACAAGGUUUGGGUGAUGGUCAUGUGGGCAAGAAGGAGGACCAGAAAGCGAUGUCUGCUGAAGCCAAAGAAAGUCGCGCUGAUGAGGACCUCGAAGCCAGCGCCGACAUUGUCAUGAAAACACCACCAGAGCAGACGUCAAGAAAUCGGAACCGGGACACCCCCCAUGCCGGUAAGAGGGAACAAGACGGACCACAGGUUGGCAAAGGAGGAGGAGGAGGAGUUGGAGAAGGAGAAGUCUUGAAGAGUAAUGCCGGCUUAGAUCCUGAACCUGAAGAGACUUUGGGUGUAGGUGGAGGAGACCCAGACAUGGACACUGCGGACGCAACAUCUGUACCAGGUGAGCAGUCCAGCCCGCUAAGAAUGUCUAGCGAUUCAACGCCGCCCAAUAUGCCACUUUCCAAGGAGGAAAUCAACUGUGAAGUGGCAAUCAUUGGGGCGAAGUGCGAGGACUUGACGAGCAGGAUUGCUAGACUGGAGCGCCAAGUGCAGGGGUUGCAGAAGGGUGUGUUCCGGAGAGGCAAGGACAGAGAAAGGAUUCAACAAGGCUUGAGAGAAGAGAUGCAGAGGGUUGUGCAUGACAUCAAAGGUCUCCAUGGAAAGUCCAAACUGCUUGACAGUCGAUCGCAAGGGCUGGGAGAUGAGAGGCCCACUUUACUGGAAUGGGUAGGGGAGUUGAAUGGGGUCCUACAUGACAGAGAGGUGGAGGUUCACAGACUGCAGCGGCGACUGGAUGAGUUGGAGGGGAGUGAGAGCAAGAGUGGGAUAAGUGAUGAAAGCAGAGAGAGGAGGGGGGUGUCUUUGUCCCCGCGGAAAGGUGGUGGCCUUGGGACUGGUGGGAAAGGGUUCAGGAAAAGGACCCUGUCAAGAGCGAGGGGCAAAAUGAGUAACGACAAAAGGUUGCGCAUGGACGAUGCGAACCAUAAGGAGCUGCAGACGAUCCGCCAGUACCUAGAGAGAAUGGAGCAGGUGUUUGAGGAGAAGUGGGCACAUGUUGGGGGAGUGAAAGAGCGUCUGAAGGAGUUUCAGAACCUUAUUGUCGAGACAGAUCUGAGUGUGAGCAAAAACGAGGUGAAAGGGUUGAAGGAUCACUUAGUGCAGGCCGAGGAGUUCUUCCGAGUGGUCUUAGAAGAUGGGAAGCAAGAUAUGAAGGCAAUGGGCGUGCGAGUGGAGAACAUAGAGAAGGUGGUGGGUAAAUAUGACGUCGAGAUGGGAAAACCGGGUUUUAGUGGCACUCUCGGUGAAGUAAUUACAGGGGUGAGUACUGCUUUGGCAAAGAGGGAAAAUGACUUGAAGCAUCUGAAGCUUCAAGUUGACAUGUUUGAGGAGCUUUCCGAUACGAGACAUAUGGAGUAUCAGGGAAUGAAGGAUCAGAUCGAGCGCUUGAAAGGCGCUUUGAAAGAGAAAGAUGAUGACUUGAGUGACCUUUCCAGAUAUCUUGACGAGAUUGACGAGGUUCUAAUGAAGAAGGAUGAAGAUAUGGAGAAUGUGAGGGAUGAAGUCUCUUGCGUGAAGGCGCUGUUCUACGAUUCUCGGGAGGAGAUGGCGGCUCUUAAAGUGGGUAUCAGCACGGUCGAGGAAGUUGUGACAUGCAGAGUGAAGGAGGUGGAAACACAACAGGAUCGGUCGACAGCAAACUUGAUGGAUGUGGAAACGAUCAUGGAUGACCACGCUCCAUAUGUGAAGAGUGUUGAUGUCCCGUCAACUAGCAAACGAUUGGAUGGAGGAGAAAAAAAUGUCAUUAUCUCCCCCAUGGGUAGCGCGCAAAUGGAAGGCGCUCAGGUUCCUUUCAUGGAGCAAAUUCUCCAGGAUAUGGAGAAGAGAGAUGCAGAUUUGUCUGAGGAAAGAGAAGGAAGGGAAGGAGGAGGGAAAGGAGGAGGAGGAGGAGGAAAAGGAGAUGAGGUGCCGAAAGGAGACUCUGAAUCGCAAUUUGACAGCCAGUUACAGGUGAUAAAACCAAUGGCUGCCGGAAGUGGAGACGCUGGAGAGGAAGCGGACAAGGUCAUGAAGAGAUUGCAGGAUUGCAUUGCACAGGUUUAUGCUCUUCUGCAGGGAAGGGCUGCUGCUGCUGGCAGUGUUAAAGCCAAUUAUGAUUCAGAAGACCACACAAAUUCAAUGUCAUACAUAGCCAAUGUAAGUGGAGGGGGAAUGACUGCAGAAGACAAGGUGCUUGAAAAGCGACUGAAGGCGGUUGAGGAUGCUUGUGGGGUGGAGAGAGGCAUGCCAAUGAUUGAGAGGUUAGAGGCAAACUUGACAAGGUUGGAGGCUGUGCUUGAGAAGAGAGAGGAUGAGUCAAGGUGGAGAAGAGGUUUGGGUUUGACGACCGUUAGAGGAAGUUUGGGAACGGUUGGGGACGACAAGAAAUGGGAACAAGAGAUGAGGUUAUUGCUUGGUGGAGUCCCAGUUAAGCAGAUGAUACAAGAUUACGAGAACGAAAUUGCGAGACUGAAUGGUCUAUUGAAAGGCGUCAAUCUGCCGUCAUCCGUUAGCGAUGAUCAUGGAAGUCGAUUUGCAGAGCAAGGUGGGGGGGCAAUGGGAGCGGCAGGAGUGGAGGAUUUGGUUGCUGCAUCACGCAUGCAAGAACCUCAAGAUCAUAACACACAGUUAUUGGGAGAUUUAGGAGGAGAAUCUGAUGGGCAGCAGCCACCUGCAGGAUCAGCAAUGAUGGCACUGGCAUCCAGUGUCGCAGCCGACGAGCAAAGGACAGCAGCAGCAAAGAGUACUAGGGGUGUGGGAGAAGUAGUAGUGAAAGAUCAUCAGCUUCAACUUGAAGGCGGUGUGCCCCUCAACUCCCCCCCCAUUUCUCCCCAUCUGAACUUAGUUAAUGUCGCACCAGAGAUUAUUUCGAAGAUGGGCGAAAUAGGGACACUUAAGAUAGAAAUCCUUGAUGCUCAUUUGAGUAGCUUUAUUGGGGUUCUGUGCACUGUGGAGAAUGGACUAGCCGGAGUGCGAACACUGGUGGAGAAAUUGGAGCAGAGAGAUCAUGGAACGACUGUGAGUGUCGGCAAAAUGGGAUUGGGUCCACCACCUGCACAUGUUGGUUCUGGAGAUUCUGAAUCAUUGGGCCAAAGAUUGGCGGCAAUUUUGGAUGCCCUCAAAUGCAACCUGAAGAAGAGCAAGCAGGAGACCCAACUGGAAGCAGAAAACCUUGCUUGUGCCCUGCUGGAAGAAGCAAGGAGUCUGAAGACCAGAGUGGAAGACAUUGUUAAACACAUUGGCCAUCUUCGAGGCGAUACGGACUCCGAGCAAAACGGAGAAGAUACAUCGAAUCUUUCCGAGUUAUGGAGGACCAUCAACAACUUGAAGGGCCAACUUCAGGAUUUGUUGAGCACUUUCAAGGAUGAGCAAACUCAGGAUCAUCGGCCGGUGGUGAGCAGAGGAACAACACAUCCAACUUUGGAGAAGGAGCUAAUCAUAUUGACGGGGGAGAAUACCGUACGAGGAAGCAUGGAGAUGUUCAUGGGUGGUGAUGGUGAUGCUCUGAUCGUCCCACCUUUCUCUGAAAAAGAACGGUCUUUCUCGAAUGAUGACCAUGUGUCGGAAUCACUGCGCGAUGACAGCACGAUGUCUGAAUGGCUGCACAACUUAUCUGCACCGAUCUCGCCCGACAGUUUAGAAUCAGAUUCUGCUGCAUAUGGAGUCGCAAAACAUAAGCCAGCAUUGACUGCGGCAACAGAGGAUGAUAGUGAAAGCGUUGGAUACAGAUCAAUUGAAGAGGCUUUGAUGAAGAUGUUGGAAGAUGAUGAUAUAGUCGGGGAGGACCGGCCGACAAAGAUGGAGUUGGAGUUGGGUCACAACGGUGAUGAUGGUAGGAUUGAGGCAAGGGUUACCGUUGCAGAACCGCAAGAGUUGUAUCGAUAUCAAAAUGGCAUGUCCGCACCCGGUGUGCGGAAGGACACAUUGUCAGUCGACAGCCAGAAGAACUUUAUCUUCCCAGUAGAGGGUAAUUCAGGAGGACCAUCAGAUCCUUUCACAUCGGUGGUGGAGGCUUACGUACGAGACUCGAUUGCCAUGUACCCAGACGACAGCAAAUUCAGCAAUCGAUGGUCGCCGUUCAGUAAUGAGACCGUCCUGACAAGGCAACAUGAUCUGCCGACAAAGGAAAACGUCGAGGAUCGUUUGGACGCCACGCAGCAAGUAGGUUCGAACCAACGACUGGAUGCUGAUGAAGGUGAUGACAUCAGCCUUAUCUUAGAGCAGCUCCUUGCAAUGUUUCAUGAUGCAUCGUCUCAAAAUUACAGCAUGAUGCACACCAGGCCAAGCCAUCGGAAAGAAACGGAAAGCGGACCUCAUUUCAUAUCUGUCGAGGGCCGAGACUUGGGCGGUUCCAUUCAAUUGCCCAACCCACCAAUAGAGGCCCAUUAUGAGGUUUCUUGGUUCGAAGGGGAUCCUGACCGAAGUCAUUUGAAGGAAUACCGUGGCGCCUCUCGUCUUCUCCCUCUCGAUGAUGACUUUCAGAUGCGCAUUGAUUCUACGCAAGAAGAUAUGAUGAUCGCUAAGGAAAAUGUUAUUGAGCGUAUUGAAAUUGAAGACGGUGGGUUGAAGGAUCACCCGUAUGACAGUGACCAUAGACGAUUCGGAGUGGCUGAGGCAAUCGUGUUGGCAGACGAUGCCAAUCUCGCAAACCCAGCUCAGGUGCGAAUGGUGACGGGUGACGCUAUCACUGCAGAAAAAGAUACUGAGAAAGGUGAUGAUGAGGCCCUGGGAUCCGAUGACUGGUUCACCAUAGAGGAGCUCACUGGUUGGGUUCUGAGGGAGAUUAUCGAUGAAGAGGAGUAUGGACAACCUGAGGCUCAAAAUAGCAACAUGGAUGCGGAGUUGAUGGAUUCCUUUUUGCAAGACGUAGGCCCUGGGGGAGCAGAAAUGGACAAGCGUGUGGAGAGGGAUGUGGCGAAGGAGGAGGGGGAGGAUUUCAGAGAUGCCAUGAAUACUCGUGUGACUACACUUCAACCAGGAGAAGCUGCCACACUGCCAAUAUUGGACCAUUCACCAGUAGAGGGGUUGAUUGACCGCUUGUUGCAAGGGAUAACUGAAGAUGUUGGAGAGAUUUACGAAGAAGAAAAGAAUGAGCGUAGCACUAUCCAAGACCGUACAACAGUCCAUUCUGACCAGGGCAAAGCUGACAUUCUGAAGGGAGAAAAGAGCCAACGGGGAGUCGAAGGGCAUUCACAAGAUUCAUUUGUUUGGCAAGCAACGAGUGAGUUUGCUCAGGAACACCACCAAGAGGAGGAGGAGGAGGAGGAAAAGGAGGGAAAGCAGCGGGCGGAGGAGAACAGGAGACAAGGGUACACUCUCAGAGACAAAGCAGUGUUUUCCAUGAAUGAUUUCGAUACAAUCCAGUCAAAUAGUGACACGCGUACAGGAUCGCCGAUGAAAGGAUGGAUGGGAGAUGGGUUUGGUGAUUCGCUUUUGGAUGAAAUAGUGGAUGAGGUUGCAGAAAAUCACAAAAUGGAGGAGGAGGAGGGUGAUUCACUUUUGGAUGAAAUAGUGGAUGAGGUUGCAGAAAAUCACAAAAUGGAGGAGGAGGAGGGUGAUUCACUUUUGGAUGAAAUAGUGAAGGAAGUUGCAGAAAGUCACAAAAUGAAGGAGGAACUUCAAGAUGAAAAAGGGAAUAAUUAUGAAGGAGGAAUUUGUUCAGUUGGUGCAGAAACAACUGAUCUUGAUAAAGAUGAGUGGUUGAUUGCUGGCUCAAUUGCUCCUGAUUCAGAAACAACCGACCUAGAUAAAGAAGAGUCCAACUCGUUGAAAGCAAUCGAUGGAGCAAUGGGGGAGGUGUUGAUUGACUCAGUUCUUCAUGGAAUUUUUGAAGAGAUCGCGGAGAUUCCGGAGGAGGAGGAGGAGGAGGAGGAGGAGGAGGAGGAGGAGAACACAGAAGAAGGAAUUGGAUUGCCAAUUGAUGAAAAAGGACGAAGUGGGAAUAAUUAUGAAGGAGGAAUUCGUUCAGUUGGUGCAGAAACAACUGAUCUUGAUAAAGAUGAGUGGUUGAUUGCUGGAUCAAUUGCUCCUGAUUCAGAAACAACCGACCUUGAUAAAGAAGAGUCCGACUCGUUGAAAGCAAUUGAGGGAGCAAUGGGGGAGGUGUUGAUUGACUCAGUUCUUCAUGAAAUUUUUGAAGAGAUCACGGAGAUUGAGGAGGAGGAGGAGGAGGAGGAGGAGGAGAACACAGAAGAAGGAAUUGCAUUGCCAAUGGAUGAAAAGGGACGAAGUCUACAAGAGGUUGAUGAAGAACGAUCCGAGAGAAAGAUGUCUGUACCUGGUCAAAAGCUGUACUACACAGAAGAUUCAAUCAAUGAGCCCUAUGAUGAAGAUAACUCUGGUCUUCACCCCGGCAGAGAGGAGAUUGAAUGGAGACGUCAAGCAAAACAAGGGAACGAAGAACAUAUGGUUGUUCCCACAGUGUAUGGUGAGAUGACAGUAGUAGCUCAACGACAUGAUUUGGAAGAACGAGAUGACUUGACUAGAAUAAGUUGGGACGAACACAUCGAGGAUAAUUUGAAGGAAGUCUACACUCCUAAUGUUCCCCACGCAGAGGAGGCGCUCAAGACGAUGAAGAACUUGAUGGGGGAUGGUGUGGAGUUAGGACGCUCGUUUUCACACUUUGACGUUGACUCGUUUUCACACUUUGUGGUUGAAGAGGCCCCAGGAGAUGCCAAAGAUGCAGAAGAUUUACAGGAAGAGGCCGCAGAAAAUGAGCAAGGUCGUGCAGGUGGUGUGUGGAGCAAUGUUUAUCGGGAGGGGGGCAGCAGGUCCCAAGUAGCGAUGGUGGAGCACUCGGUUGACUCGAUUCUUCAAUCAUUAGUUGAAGAGGUGGGAGACACCCAGCAAGAAGAGAUAGACAGAGCGAACGGGCCCACGCCAGAUUAUGGUGUGAAGGCAACCCAACGGCACCAACGCCAAUCCACCGAAAGUUUGCACCCCAUAUUAAAAGACCACUCAAUAAACUUUAAGCCCGAAAGUGAGGAAACAAAUAUUACCAAUCUCUACAUGCGAGAGACAAAUACCGACGAGGAGGAUUCACAAGGGAGCAAAAAUGAUGGUGGUCUACAUAUUCAAGUGGCAUCAUCAAAACGAAGUGUGGGUCGAGGUAGCAGGGAAAAAUCUGUUUCGUUCGACCUUGGGAUUGAGCAAACCAUUGGUGACCUAUGGCGACUCGAUGAGGACGAUAGCAAACAAGAUAGAUUUGACAAUAUGCCAAGGCAUCAUUGGCACACACGAGAUCAGUUAGAAGAGCAGUCAAUGGGGUUGGAGGACGGAGUUAUUAUGGAGCCAUUCCCGAGCCAGGAUUUGAGGGAAUCAUCGUUGUUUCAGGCAAUAGUGGAAGAGGCUGGGAACAUUCAGCAAAGGGAGUAUGAUGGAGAAGGAAGUGUUAGUUUGUUUCCUGCAACUGACCUUGAUCAAGAUAGGUAUGAUACCCUGGAGGAGAGAAUUAUGAAUCAGCUGACGAGGGAGGAGUUGAGGGAGUCGUUUUUAGAGGGGGCGGGUGAAGAUGAAGAUGAUGAUGAUGAGGACGAGGAUCUGUUUAAAGUAAGUAAAGUCGAUCAGGACAAUAAUAAGGACCUGGAUCUGUUUGUCAAUGAAGUAAAUGUAGUCAAUCGGGCCAAAAAUGAUGCCCUGGAGGAGGAGAGAUUGAUGGAUAGAUUGGUAAGAGAGGAGUUGUGGGAUAGUUCAACUUUUGAGAAGAUUGUUGAAGACGUCAAAGUGAGUCACCGUCAAGAGAAUGAGGAGCUCGAGGAUGAACCGAUCCUCUUCUCCGUGAAUACUAGGCGUGAUAAGGAUAGAUAUGAUGCCUUGGAGAAUAAAAUUAUGAACCAAGUUACAGGAGAGGGAUCGAGGGAUUCACCUUUUCAAACGAUAGCGAAAGAAUUUGAGGAAAGGUUUGAUCAAGAGGAUGGGGAACAUGAACAAGGAAGGGGGGGUUUAUUUCCUUUUAACAAGCAUAAUGCAACUCAAUAUGAUGCCUUAGACGAAAAUGCUAGGAUUAGAUUUCCAGAUGAGGAAUUCCAAUAUUUAUUUCCUCGAACAUCAUUUAAUGAGGUUGGAGAGAGCGAACAUCUUAUACUCGACGACGAGGAGCAGGACAUAGGAGGGACGUUGUUUCCCCCAACCAAGCAAGAUCAGAAUAGAUAUGAUGCAUUGGAGGAAAGAAUUAUGGGUCAAUUGAGAGGAGGGGAGUUCGGGGACGACUCCUCUAUGCACACAAUAUCUGAAGGAGUCGGAGGGUUUCACCGCGAAGGAGACGAGGAGUAUGAUGGCCCAGAGUCUCUCGUCCUUGUGAGCAAGCUUGGGAAAGAUAACUAUGAUGCCUUGGAGGAGAGAAUCGCUGGUGGACUGACCGGAAAAUAUUUGACAGAUUCAUUUUCACUGUCAACGGUCGAAGUCGACGAGAGCAACGAGGAAGAAAUUGACGAUGAGUAUGAUGGAGGAAGCCCAGGAAGGGUUAGGGUUCUAUUUCCAAUGAAUAGUGUUGAAGAGGAGGAUAGAUACGAGGCCUUGGAAGAGAAAAUUAUGAGUCGAUUGCAACGAGACGAUUUGAGGGAUUCAUUUCUAGAGUCCGUAAUUGACGAGGUCAGGAACAGCCCUCGCAAGGAGGUGGAGGAGAAGAGGAGGAGCACUCCCUUUGCAACUUCGGCGGAAUAUGAAAAUUAUGCUCAUCGCAGCCAGCAUGGCGACAGAGCUUUGAGCCAAGCGCACCAAUCGCCGCGAAGGCAUUCUAGUCAUUCAAGCUCGUCUCUGCAAACAAUUGUAGAGGAGGUUGCUGAAACACCCGUUGAAGAGGAUCAGGCAAAUCAAGAACAGAAUGAAACCCCUCAAGCAGAUGAAGGUAUCCUCGAACUUGAAGAGAGUGCAAGUGACAAAGAACUGAGGCAAAUGGGUGAAUCGACAAAUUUCAGCGCCACAAGUUCAUUCCCCCGGGAAAUCGUCCGAGAGGAAUCAGAGGAUGCCGACACACACAACGGAGAGGAGGAUAUUAAUGCUUUAAAACAUACCUCUAAUAAGAUCAAGGGUGAAGAAGCAGAAGAGGUAACGCCCCAUGCCGAAGCUGACAACGCUUUGAUAAGAUCUAGUAGACAAUUUUCCGGGAAGGGUUUGAGCAUAUCGGGAUCUAUUCUUCAGUCCAUUGUAGAUGAAAGGGGAAAUUCAAUGCGGCAUGUUCAGGAGAAGAGCGACAAAGAAGAAGAAACUUCUCCAGGACCUGCGACAACAUAUGAGAGUAUACCUGACAAGAGUGAAAGUGCGGAGGAUGAGAGGAAAGUAGGUGCCUUGACUUCCAAGCUUUUGGCCUCAACAGAUUCCUUUCCUUACUCAUUGGCAAAAGAGGUCAGCGAUGAACGUGUUCAAGAGAGCGGCAAUGUUGAAAGGGUUAUAGCUGUUGCAGAAAGCGACGACAGCGGGGUUGUUCAUCAAUUGACUGGAAAGGGUUCACGCCUCAUGGGAUUUAUCUCGAAGAAGUCUACUGCAGAUGAGUCUAAAUCUCUGGGCCUUGUCGAAGAAGGGGGUGUCAAUCUCGAAGUACUUCCGGGUGCUGCAAAAGUUGACGGCAGGUCCCAUCAGAGUGAGGCGGAGAAGGUUGUGAGUAUAAUCGAUCGAUUUCCUGAAAGGGGUUUGAGCGCAACAGGUUCUUUUCUUCGGUCUGUUGUAGACGAUGUAGACAACGAGUAUGUGAAAAAGGAGGAGGGCAACGAUCAUGAGCGCGUUGUAGCUGUUGCAGAAGAUGUUAACCACCCUCAUCAUGAGGGUGAAUCGGGCCAAGCCCCCAGGAGAACCAGUCAAUUAGAUGGACAGGAUUCGGGCUCAACCGAUUCCCCUGUUCAGUCAGCUGUAGAGGAGACUAGAGAUGGGCAUUUUCCAGCAGAAGGAAACAUUUUAGAAAAGAUCGCAAAUGUUGUAGAAGAUGCAAGCAUACCCCAACACCAAAAUGCACAUGACUCACAUGAGGAGGAGGUUGUGAACGACGUGAAGGAAGUGGGUCUAUCAAUUUUAAACGGUUUGAGAUUUGCUGAUUCUUUUCUUCAGUCAAUCGGUGAAGAUGGAGCCCAUGGCCAUGAGUAUGUUCAGGUGGAGGGCAGCAGUUUAGAACAGAUAGCAGCUCCUGUGGAAGAUGAAAAAGAAGACCGCGAUGAGAGUGACGGAGAGGAGGUGGUGAAGAGAAAGGGUGAGUUAACCGGAAAGGGUUUGAGCGUAACAGGUUCGUUUCUUCAGUCUAUUGUCGACGAAGUUGGCGAGAGGUAUGCCCAAGGUGAGGAUGGCGGUCUGGAAAAGAUCAUAGCGGCAGAAGAAGAUGAGAACAACCCUCGGCGGAGUAAAAGUAAAGAAAAGCUGAUUGAAACUGCUCCAUUGACUGAGAAGGAUUUGAGCGUAACCGAUUAUUUUCCUCAGGCAGCUGUGGAACAGGUGGGUGAUGGGUAUGAUCAAGGUGAGGGCAAGCAUUCCACAAAGAUUGCAGCUGCUGCAGAAGAUGAGACGAACCACAAUCAGAGCGAGCAGGAGGAAAUUGUGAAGAGAGUGGGAAAAUUCACCGGAAAAGGUUUGGGCAUGGCUAGUGAUGAGUAUAUCCAGAUGGAAAGUUCCAAUUUAGAAGAGAUUGCAGCACCUGUUGAAGUUGAGACUGACCCCAAUGAUCAGAGCGAAGAGGAGGCAGCAGUGCAGAAAAAGGGUAGUACGGGCGAAACAGGUUCUUUUCUUUGGCCAAUUAUUGUAGAAGAAGCUCAUGACAGGCAUAUCCAAGAUGAGAGGAACGGUUUUGAAAAUAUCAGAUCGGAUUCUGCUGCAGAAGACAAGAACACCUCCUAUCAAGGUGGAGCUGACGAUGCAUUGGAAGAAAGCGGUAGAAUAACCGGAAGGAGUCAGAGUUCGAUGAGUGCUUCUAUUCUUGAAGGCGAUCACAAUGGGGAUUUUGACGACCACCAUAACAAUGAUCUGGAGAGAUUCAGAGCUUCGAGCCGUACAGACUCUCUUCUUAAAGGAGUUGUCGGACAAGUUGGAGUGGGCGAGGGCGAAGGCAAGGGCCAGGGCCAGGGACAAGGCGAGGAUGAGGGCCAGGGGCGGGGGGAGAGGGAGGGAGAGGGUGAUGGUGAGGCCGAGCACAAAGAGUGGGAAGAUGAAGAUGUGGCCAAAACCGUGACAGGACAUGUACAUGAACCGUUGGGAAUACUUGGUCGAUUAGCAAAACAGCGCGAGCUGACGGAUUCUAUGUAUGAAGCCAUAUUUGAAGAGUACAUAGGAAGUGAAAGCCAAACUACAGAGGAGGAAAAGGUAGAGGUUGGGGAGCAAGAGAAUGCAGCAGCUACUCUGCCUCCGAGAAAGGCAAUUCAAGGGCCACAUAAGUUCGAGCGAGCUGGGCAAUUAACAGGAGAAAGCAACGCAUCGGAAGAUGAUGCCUCGACCGAAACUUCCAAAAGCCUUGAGGAGGAGGAGGGGGAGGAGAACGAGGAAGAAGAGGAAGAGGAGGAGGAUGGGGGGAAGAAAGAGGAGGAAGAGAAGGAGGGAGAAGACAUGGUACGCAAAGUGAAGGCAGUUGGUGAGCACCAAGCUCUAGCCCUUGAAACACUUAGUCAAAUGACUGAAGAUGAGAAUCUCUUGGACUCACUUCUUCAGUCCAUAACGAACGAUGUUAGUGCAAACUUCCAUCAACUUGAAAAGGAAAGUAGAGACCAUGGUGAUGGUGAAUUGCCUGAAUAUGGAGGGUUGGUGGACUACAUUCUUGACACCAUAACUGAAGAUAUUAGUAUCGAGUUCGAACAUGAGAGGGGCAGAGAUGGGAACACCCACCUCUACACCUCCUCUGUGGUGAGAAAAGAGGAAGGGAGUAGUAAAGGUAACCAGCUGAUGCCGGGAACACAAGACACAACAAGUACUGACGCAAUAACUAAGUCAGAAUCUAUGCGUUUCCCCUCAGUUGUUGUAGAUUCCGAAACGGAUGGAGAGAGCUCUCAAAAGGGAGGAAAUACAGAAGAGGCCACAGGUGACGAUGGCCCUGAUGGGGCGAGCGCACGGAAUGAAGCUAGUGUAGGUAAUGUCCGGCGAAGAAGAUCAAACAGUCAGUUCUGGGAAGAGGGAGAGGAUUUGGCAACAUCACUUCUUCCAAAAACCGCCAACUAUGCUGAAGAUAAUAGUUCUCGAGAGGAAGCUGAAGAUAAUGAAAACAGUGAUUACCAAGAGUAUGAAGGUGAGGUUCAAGAGAAUGGCAAUCAAGAAGAAGGGAGUACAGAUCGUGAGAGGUACGGUCAAGAAGAAGGAAGUGCAGAUGACGAGAACGAUUAUCAAGAGGGAGAGACUGGAGAGGAAGAUGCAGAAGCGGAGAAGGCGUUCGCUGAAAAUGAAGAUGAAAAGGCCUUGGGGUCAACCCGGUCAAGCGAAGAGGGGGAUGAAGUUGAGGGAACAUUCCACCAGAAUGUAGAUGAGCAGAAUGUGGCAAAAGCUAUGACGACAGAUGAGCAAACAGGUGAAAACAGGCCUUAUUCACAUUUCGAGGUUAUAGCUGAAGAGGUGUUUUCAGACAAAGAAAUGGAAGAAGAGGAGAGUUCCCCUACCCAAGACGGUGUAAAGCGUGGUCAGGGUGAAGGCAGCAAGUUCCUGACAGCUAGAAGUAGUCGAUCAGCAGAUGGACACCACAAUGGCCUUCCCUCACGUACUAAUCAGCGGCCGUCGAUCGAGGAAAUAGUACGUGAAAGUGGAGAGGAGCGGCUGACGCGACGGGUCUCCACACCAGACGAUGAGGUGUUUCCUGCUCCUGUUGCGAUGAUGGAAGACGAUACAACUGUGGAUAGACGCCGUUCCUCUGCCAGUCGAACUGUAGAAGGAUCUGGAGUGUACCAUGAUCAGGGAUAUCUGGGCGCAGUUGGCGAGGUCGAGCCUCAUUCUGAGCAGAAUCUGCUUCAUAUCAGCCUUGAGGGGAUGGUAGAUGGCGUUAGCCUCGUCGAUAAUGAUCCAUCGCCUGACGACACUACUUGAAUCAAGUUGACUGAUUAAUUGAUGCUGCUGUCGGAGUUGUUGCUGUAAGGCGUAAUGCCGAUCAAUCCGAUCUGCAAUUUUGUGCCCAAGUCUUCGUCGGGACCAAAGGAGGAACGCAUUUUGUGCCAGCCAGCACACCGUUCUCCAUACUGCGACUCCAUCCUGGUAUCGCAUUUGUACAUGUAAUGAAGCCAUGAGAAUGGG
Chara braunii is the source of this 15746-nucleotide messenger RNA. The record is from the annotation of a GenBank genome assembly. Lineage: Eukaryota; Viridiplantae; Streptophyta; Charophyceae; Charales; Characeae.